Lycium ferocissimum is the source of this 1632-nucleotide messenger RNA. RefSeq lists its product as uncharacterized. The record is from RefSeq and is a predicted model, not a curated record. Gene Ontology annotation, molecular function: nucleic acid binding. The transcript has 4 exons. NCBI's taxonomy places the organism in Eukaryota, Viridiplantae, Streptophyta, Magnoliopsida, Solanales, Solanaceae. Bases 1 to 1632 code for a protein of 543 amino acids.
AUGGCUGCAAUGUCUAAACAAAUGAAUGAUUCGCCUUCUUCUACAUCUGCAAAAAAUCUGCCUGUUGGUAAUGCUAACAAUAAUAAUCAGAAUGCUCAUAAUAAUGGCAAAGGAAAAGAAGUUGCUACCACUUCUGGUGGAGGGACAACUUGGCUUUAUGGGCUGACUCGUAGGGAGGCAGCUGAGGCUUCUGACGCUAUAGUUACAGACCGCUUCAUUAUUGUGUUUAUUGAUGACAUUUUGGUGUAUUCUAAAAGUCGUGAGGAUUAUGCUAAUCAUUUGAGAAUAACUUUGACAACACUUGAGGAGAACGGUCUUUAUGCAAAAUUCUCUAAGUGUGAAUUCUGGCUUGAGUCUGUGGCUUUCUUAGGUCAUGUGAAGACUGGUAAGUUUCAGUGUUCCAAAGCUUGUGAAAAGAGUUUCCAAGAGCAUAAGACAAGGUUGACUUCAGCUCCUAUUUUGACUUUAUCUUCUGGGUCUGGUGGAUAUAUAGUGUAUCGUGAUGCUUCCAGAAUUGGUUUGGGUUGUGUACUGAUGCAGAACGGUAAGGUGAUUGCUUAUACUUCGCGACAGUUGAAGAAGCAUGAGAAGAAUUAUCCGACUCAUGACUCGGAGUUGGCUGCCGUGGUAUUUGCCUUGAAAAUUUGGCGCCAUUAUUUGUAUGGUGAGCAUUGCAAUGUUUUUACUGACUAUAAGAGCUUGCAAUACAUCUUUAACCAGCGAGAGUUGAAUCUCAGACAGAGGAGGUGGUUGGAGUUGUUAAAUGACUAUGACCUGAAGAUUUUGUAUCAUCCUGGUAAGGCUAAUAUGGUUGCUAACCCUUUGAGUAGAAAAUCUAUGGGCACGUUGGCUUAUUUGCUCGUUCAUGGCAUGCCCAUGGGGAAGGAAAUUCGAAGACUUGCUAGUCUUGGGGUCAGACUUGAUGAAACUGAAGAUGGAGAGUUAGUGGGAAUCACGCCAUCACGGUCUGACAUUGUGGAAAGCAUUAAAUCCAAGCAAUAUGAUGAUGAACUUUUGGUGAAGCUGACAGAUGGAGUGGAAGGGGGUGAGUACACUUCAUUUACUAUUGGGACUGGCGAUAGUGUUCUGCGGUUGCAAGGACGAUUGUGUGUUCCCGAUGUUGAUGAGAGAACUAUUCAGACUUUGGAAGAUAUGCUGCAAGCCUGUGUUAUAGAUUUCGAAGGAAAUUGGGAUGAAAAUUUACCUCUUGUGGAAUUUGUGUACAACAAUAGUUAUCAAGCGAGUAUUCAGAUGGCUCCUUAUGAGUCUCUUUAUGGGAGACGUUGUCGAUCUCCAAUUGGUUGGUUUGAACCAACUAAAGUAGAAUUGUUGGGUCCUAACUCAGUUCAUGAAGCAAUUGAGGAAGUUAAUCUUAUUGUACAACUACUUGAGACAGCUCAGAGUAGACAAAAGUCUUAUACGGAUAUGAGGCAAUGUGAGCUAGAGUUUUUAGUUGGUGACAAGGUGUUCUUGAAAGUAUCAUCGAUGAAAGGAGUAAUGUGGUUUGGUAAAAAGGGGAAACUUAGUCCUCAUUUCAUUGGCCCUUAUGAGAUUGUUAGGAAAAUUGGGACGGUGGCUUAUGAAUUGAAGUUGCCAUCCGAUAUGGCCAUGGUGCGGUGUUUCACAUUUUGA